Molecule: messenger RNA, 297 nt
Organism: Drosophila sechellia
Lineage: Eukaryota; Metazoa; Arthropoda; Insecta; Diptera; Drosophilidae
Exons: 2
Coding region: 1-297 (98 amino acids)
Source: RefSeq, a predicted model, not a curated record
AUGUUACAUCGAAUUUCAUCACAGCCCCCACUUUCGACCACAUAUCCAGCCAAACGAGAACAGGAUGUGGAUAUGGUAAACUGCGACGGGGAAAAUCGAGGAAAAACUACUUGCUGUGCUGGCGAUAAAAACACGGAUACAAACCGAUGUCGACUGGUGCCAGGCACAAGGAUAACCCGUGGGUGGUGGGUGUGUGCUCGAAUCGAUGAGCAGCCGGGUCCUGGCCCAACUUGUUGCCAAUACAAUCAAUUCAGCAUGUCGCAUAUUAUUUUAGCUGUCUCCGACCGAAGGAACUAA